GUCACCGCCGAACUCCUGACCAACUUGUGACGACUCCAGCCCGUCAUCGUCCAGGCCACAGAUCUGAUCGGAUGGUUUUGUCAGAAUGACAGCCGAAGACCCUGCAAACUCUUCAACCAUGAGCAACAAUACCGCCUCCAAGUCCACCGCUGCGUCCCACCCUGCUCUCCUUGCGCAGAACCCCAUUGUCGAAGGUGUCGUGGGCACCCCCAACGAGGCCGCCCUGGUGGCCUUGAUGGAGCGCACGGGCUACACCAUGGUCCAGGAGAACGGCCAACGUAAAUACGGGCCUCCGCCUGGCUGGAACGGCCCGUCGCCACAGAGAGGAUGCGAGAUUUUUGUGGGCAAGAUCCCAAGAGAUGUUUAUGAGGAUGAGCUGGUGCCCGUGUUUGAGUCUGUGGGACGCAUCUACGAGAUGCGCCUGAUGAUGGACUUUGACGGGAAGAACCGAGGCUACGCGUUUGUGAUGUACACUGAAAAACACGAGGCCAAACGAGCCGUGCGGGAUCUCAACAACUACGAGGUACGGCCCGGCCGGCUCCUGGGCGUUUGCUCCUCUGUGGACAACUGCCGUCUGUUCAUCGGCGGUAUCCCCAAGACCAAAAAGCGGGAGGAGAUCCUGGAGGAGGUCUCCAAAGUGACGGAGGGCGUGCUGGAUGUGAUCGUUUACGCCAGCGCCGCCGACAAGAUGAAGAACCGCGGCUUUGCCUUCGUAGAAUACGAGUCGCACCGCGCUGCCGCCAUGGCCCGUAGGAAACUGAUGCCCGGGCGCAUUCAGCUCUGGGGCCAUCAGAUCGCAGUUGACUGGGCGGAGCCAGAAAUUGACGUGGAUGAAGAUGUUAUGGAGACAGUGAAGAUCCUUUACGUCAGGAAUCUCAUGAUGGAAACCAGCGAGGAAACGAUCAAACAGGUCUUCAGCCAGUGGAACCCAGGCUGCGUAGAACGAGUGAAGAAAAUCCGCGACUACGCUUUCGUUCACUUCACCACCCGGGACGAUGCGGUGCUGGCCAUGGACCACCUCAACGGGACAGAGGUGGAGGGCUCCUGCAUCGAGGUGACCCUCGCCAAGCCGGUGGACAAAGAGCAGUACUCCCGGCAGAAGGCCUCAAAGGGGGGUUCUGCCGCUCCGGAAGCCCCACAGCAGAACUACGUCUACCAGUGUGACCCCUACACGCUGGCCUACUACGGCUAUCCCUACAGCACCCUCAUCGGACCCAACAGAGACUACUUUGUCAAAGCAGGUACUGUGCGAGGCCGUGGUCGCGCCACCACAGGUAACCGUACCCCUGGUCCCCGGGGGUCGUACCUGGGGGGUUACUCUGCCGGUCGUGGCAUCUACAGCCGCUACCACGAGGGUAAGACCAAGCAGCCCGAAAAGCCUUAUGAACUGAUGCCCAGUCUGGAGCUGGCGGCCUCCGUCAACCAAGUUGCCAUCAAAGGAGGCCCAAUGGCGUUGCCCGCUCUGGCCGGGCAGUACCCCAUGUUCAGCGCGGCGCCUGCAGCCAAGCUGAUGGAGGAGGGUAAAGUGCACCCCAUGGAGCACCUGAUGAACCCUCUGGCCUUGCAGCACCCGGAACACACGGCCGCCCCUGCUGCUGCCGCCACCGUGCUGCCGGUGUCCACUCCUCCCCCUUUUCAGGGUCGCCCCAUCACUCCCGUCUACGCCAUGGCCCACAGCGUGCCCCGCAUCUCAGCGGCGGCGGCCGGCGGCCUCUACGGCGCGAGUUACAUCCCCAUCACAAACUACGCCGCCAACACGGCGGCUCUGGCCGCACUGCAGAAGAACGCGGCGGUGGCGGCUGCGGCGUACGGAGGCUACGCCGGCUACGCCGUGCCGCAGGCCUUCCCCGCCGCCGCCUUCCAGAUGCCCCUCCCAGACAUCUACCAGUAUUGA
This is a messenger RNA of Entelurus aequoreus (snake pipefish), 1894 nucleotides long. Its product is annotated as RNA-binding protein 47-like. The transcript has 6 exons. The record is from RefSeq and is a predicted model, not a curated record. Gene Ontology annotation, molecular function: mRNA binding. Gene Ontology annotation, cellular component: nucleus. Lineage: Eukaryota; Metazoa; Chordata; Actinopteri; Syngnathiformes; Syngnathidae. Bases 86 to 1894 code for a protein of 602 amino acids.